This is a messenger RNA of Acanthosepion pharaonis, 897 nucleotides long. Lineage: Eukaryota; Metazoa; Mollusca; Cephalopoda; Sepiida; Sepiidae. The record is from the annotation of a GenBank genome assembly.
AUGUUUGGCUCUUUCCCAUCCCACCUUGAUCAUUGUUGCAAUAUUUGGUUCAUUACUGUCCUUCUUUGUCACAAUAUUUGGUUCUUUACCAUCCCUCCUUUUCCCAAUAUUUGGCUCGUUACCAUCCCUCCUUUUCCCAAUAUUUGGCUCGUUACCAUCCCUCCUUUUCCCAAUAUUUGGCUCGUUACCAUCCCUCCUUUUCCCAAUAUUUGGUCCUUUACCAUCCCUCCUUUUCCCAAUAUUUGGUCCUUUACCAUCCCUCCUUUUCCCAAUAUUUGGUCCUUUACCAUCCUUCCUUUUCCCAGUAUUUCGUUCUUUACCAUCCCUCCUUUUCCCAAUAUUUGGUCCUUUAUCAUCCCUCCUUUUCCCAAUAUUUGGUCCUUUACCAUCCUUCCUUUUCCCAGUAUUUCGUUCUUUACCAUCCCUCCUUUUCCCAAUAUUUGGUUCUUUACCAUCCCUCCUUUUCCCAAUAUUUGGUCCUUUGCCAUCCCUCCUUUUCCCAAUAUUUGGUCCUUUGCCAUCCCUCCUUUUCCCAAUAUUUGGUCCUUUAUCAUCCCUCCUUUUCCCAAUAUUUGGCUCAUUACCAUCCCUCCUUUUCCCAGUAUUUCAUUCUUUACCAUCCCUCCUUUUCCCAAUAUUUGGUCCUUUACCAUCCCUUCUUUUCCCAAUAUUUGGCUCUUUACCAUCCCUCCUUUUCCCAAUAUUUGGCUCUUUACCUUUGUUCCUUGUCCUAAUAUUAAGCCCUUUACCAUCCCUACAUGUCCCAGUAACUCUUACAUUGCACUCUGCAAACACAUUUUUCCCUCCCUUACAAAGAAUCACGUCCUACAUUUAUCUCACACUCUUACUCUCCUUCCUAGAUUGAUGUAUUAUCAUUCAUCUUCAUUUUUCUCAUGA